CACUAGCCUCUGUGUCCUGCUCAGUCACAUCAUAUCACUCUACUCACACCAGUCCAGUCCGGGAGGAAGAUGGGGGUCAAUACUCGCUGUGUUGCUCUGCUGGUUCUGCUGCUGUUAGCUCAAGUCCUAAGCGGUGUUCACUCUCAGGAGGAGGAUGAGGAGGUCCAGGAGGAGCAGGAGGAGGAGGUGCAACCAGAAGAGGAGGUACAGGAGGAGGAGCAGCAGCAGGAGGAAGACGUCCUAGAGACAUGGACAGGGAAAGCCUGCACAUGUGACUGUGAAGGGGGGGAGUCUGCGACAGGUACCCCCACUAUGACAUCACCUGUCCUGGCCACAUCGCCUCCUCAGAGCCGCCCACUAGACUGCAUGCCAGAGUGUCUCUAUCACAAGCCCCUGGGGUUCGAGGCUGGUUCAGUGGCACCGGACCAGAUUAGCUGUUCUAACCAGGAAGAGUACAGUGGCUGGUAUUCGUCCUGGACCUCCAACAGGGCACGACUCAACAGCCAGGGCUUCGGGUGUGCAUGGCUGUCUAAGUUCCAGGACAACAGCCAGUGGAUCCAGAUUGACCUGAAGGAUGUGGGUGUGGUCUCAGGUAUCCUGACCCAGGGUCGCUGUGAUGCUGAUGAGUGGCUGACUAAGUACAGUAUCCAGUACCGCACCGAUCAGAACCUAAACUGGAUCUACUACAAGGACCAGACUGGCAACAACAGGGUGUUCUAUGGGAACUCGGACCGCUCGUCGUCCGUUCAGAACCUGCUGCGUCCUCCUAUUGUGGCCCGCUAUGUUAGGCUCCUCCCUCUGGGUUGGCACACCCGCAUUGCCCUGCGCAUGGAGCUGCUGAUGUGCAUGAGCAAGUGUACCUAAAACCUAUGACCCUAAUAACCCUAACCCCUAACCUCUAACCCUGUCCAUCCUACUGGGCACUGAUGUCAGUUCAACGUCUUGUUUUGAUUUACAUUUGGUUAAGUUGUCAACUAACGUAAAUUCAACGUGGAAUCAAGAAACAAAUUCACCAUGUCGUGUGAUUUAGGCUAAAAGUUGGGUGAAAAUAUGAGGAAAUGAUCUCCAGUUGAUUUGUUUUCCACAUUUAUUCAACGCUAUCAAAUAUUAUUUUUUGUGUUGAAAUGACAUGGAAACCACAUUGAUGGACCCAGUUUUUGCCCAGUGAGGUCAGUGUCCACCUUACCCUUCCAUCUUAACUCCCAGACGCUUGCCAAAGGGCGACAUUAUUUAAGCAUUUCAUUGUACACUUGGCUGUAUGACGUCCAUAUGACAAACUAAACUUUGAUUGGUCACUGGUCCGGUAACCCUGUCAAGACACAGUACCGAGCUUGUAGCAAUAGAAUGAUGUCUUGAUCUCUUUCCCUGUUUGUCUUCUAGGGGCUGUGGCUGUCAGUGUGUUUUAUUGGCAGAGACCAUUGUGUGUUUACCUUUUUUAACUAUAGUAAAUAAUACAGUAUUUCAUUUGCAUAUACCCUGCCCAUUCCCCUCCCCAUAUUCCAAUUUGUGCCACCCACAAGUUGAAAACUACAUGCCAAGUACACUAUAUGACCAAAAGUAUGUGGACACCUGCUCGUCGAACAUCUCAUUACUAAAUCAUGGGCAUUAAUAUGGAGUUGGUCCCCCCUUUGCAGCUAUAACAGCCUCCACAAUUCUGGGAAGGCUUUCCACGAGAUGUUGGAUCAUUGCUGCGAGAAUUGACUUCCAUUCAGCCACAAGGGCAUUAGUGAUGUUGGGCAUUGAUGUUGGGCCCAACACAAGUUGCAUUCUUUCAGAGACAGAAAAAAAUGUGUCUGCUUGUAUAUUUAGCAAUGAAUCCGCCGAUAGGAACAUCGCUGAAAGACUCUAUGGAACAAGGACAACCAUAUCUACACCCACAAAAAUGUGAAUUGCAAUCAAUAUAACAUGGAGCCAUCGUGAAAUGCCGCUAAGCAGGAUCUCGCCCCCAUCAAUACACCUGAAGCCGUCAUAGGGUGUAUCGUUUAGCGCGCGACGCCCUGCCCUGCUUUCCUCCUGGGCUAUUAUGUGUGAAACACAUCUCACUGUCCUAGAAAUGCCUCAGACAUGAUGAAACCAAACCCAGAUUCCCCCAGGGUGAAAUUCCCCUUUAACUAUUAAGUUGUUAAUAUUCUUAGCUUUAUCUUUUGAAAAUAGACAAGUGGAAAAAUUCUGGGGAUGAGCAUGUAUAUCUUCAAUAUGUACACACUGUUCCGCUUUAGUGCAUUUAACUAUAUGUCGCAAGUAAAAGUCUUUGGUGGCGAGUCAGUACAAUACAAGGUUAAAACCACCCUCAGACUCAGGAAGGUUAAAACCACCCUCAGACUCAGGAAGGUUAAAACCACCCUCAGACUCAGGAAGGUUAAAACCCCCCUCAGACUCAGGAAGAAUAAAACCCCCCUCAGACUCAGGAAGGUUAAAACCCCCCUCAGACUUAGGAAGGUUAAAACCCCCCUCAGACGGUUAAAACCACCCUCAGACUCAGGAAGGUUAAAACCACCCUCAGACGGUUAAAACCACCCUCAGACUCAGGAAGGUUAAAACCCCCCUCAGACUUAGGAAGGUUAAAACCACCCUCAGACUUAGGAAGGUUAAAACCACCCUCAGGAAGGUUAAAACCACCCUCAGACUCAGGAAGGUUAAAACCCCCCUCAGACUCAGGAAGGUUAAACCCCCCCUCAGACUCAGGAAGGUUAAAACCACCCUCAGACUCAGGAAGGUUAAAACCCCCCUCAGACUUGAAGAUGUAAAACUUUCCUUUUAUUUGCCCAUUUAACAUCUAUGCCAUUCCGAAGAAGUUUAUUCUGCCUGUGAGAUUUAUAGGAAGAUUGUUUCCAUUUAAUUAGAUCUGCUUUCAUAUUGUUGAGUAAUGGAAUAAUGUUAACUUUAUAUAUUUGUUGUCACUUGUUAAGCAUCCCAAGUAUUUCAUAUUUUUUUGUGGUCCUCCACAUAAAGGAUUGCUGUAAAUCGUGAGUUAUUAUUUUUCUUAUUACCAUCAUUUUUUCCCCACGAUAAUUAUAUCCUGAGAUUUUUGAGCAUUCUGAGUUUUCGAUAUUGGUCAGCCAUAUCAGGAGAUAAUUUGCAAAUAAGUUUAGUUUAUAUUCAUGUUCACCAACACUGAUACCUGUUACAUUUGGGUUCUGUAUAAUUCUUUCUGCAAGCGUUUCAAUUGCUAUUGCAAACAGGAGGUUGGAGAGGGGACAUUCCUGUCUUGUGCCCCUUUUUUACUGAAAUUUUAUCAGAUAAUGUAUUAUUUUUGUAUGUUUUAGCUUUAGGACAUUUAUAUAAUGUUUCUUAUUAAAUUGAUUAUUUCAGCUGGAUGUGGCUGAAAUAGCUGAAUCCACCAAUUUGAGGGGGUGUCCUCAUACUUUGUAUAUAUAGUGUAUAUACCAUAUAUUGUGUACCAGGUUAUAGAAUAGAGCAGAAGCUCUGAACUAGCCGGUCAGACCCCAGUCCUACCUACCUACCUACAGGUUAUGGAAAUGUGCUCUUUUACUAUUUCUCCAAUUGGUUUCCUGAAGGCGAUAUCCUCCACUUCUAUGUCAAAGAUAAUAAAACUAAAACACUAUAAUAAAUACUACAGUGAUGUUCUCCAAAACACUACAGUAAAUACUACAGUAUACUACAGUCCGCAAAACACUACAAUAGUUACUAUAGUUUAUACUACAGUUUAUUUUACUACAAAAUGUAUACUAUUAGUUAGCUGUAAAUACUACACUAUACUACAGCACAUACAUACGUAUACUAAACACUACAUUGAAUACUACAAUAUUUAUACCAUAGUAUACUAUAGUAUUUUUUUCAUGUGAGUGAGAACAAGGAGCUGUAAACAUGAUCAUUGGGGGCCGGUUUACUGGACACAGAUUAAGCCUGGUCCUGAUUCUCCAUUGAGCCUGCUUUUUAGUCCAGGACGAGGCGUAAUCUGUGUCCGGGGAACUAGCCCCUAAUGAUCUAAGCCCAGAGUCAGAUGAGAUGUGGACAUGUUGUUGAAUGUCCUGUAAACUAAAGUACUGUACUGUCUGUGUCUAUCUGUUUGAAUGUGACUUUUAUUGUGAUGUGUAACAGUAAGGUAUAGUGUUGCUGUAUUUCAGUGGUGUCUCCAAUGUCCUGUUCUGUUGAAUCACAUUAGAUUGUAUAUUUAGGGUUAGGUUUAGGGCCAAUACACCCCUCAAUAAAGUGACAGCAUUGAA
Messenger RNA from Oncorhynchus keta (chum salmon), 4187 nucleotides. RefSeq names its product retinoschisin-like. Bases 70 to 864 code for a protein of 264 amino acids. NCBI's taxonomy places the organism in Eukaryota, Metazoa, Chordata, Actinopteri, Salmoniformes, Salmonidae. The transcript is spliced from 7 exons. The record is from RefSeq and is a predicted model, not a curated record.